This is a messenger RNA of Megachile rotundata (alfalfa leafcutting bee), 721 nucleotides long. RefSeq lists its product as uncharacterized. The record is from RefSeq and is a predicted model, not a curated record. NCBI's taxonomy places the organism in Eukaryota, Metazoa, Arthropoda, Insecta, Hymenoptera, Megachilidae.
GAAAUAUUUUAUUAUAUACGGUAACUAACACAGCAGGUUUCCCUAGAAAAAACGGCGAUAUAGGGAAAGAAAGCCCCACCACUCGUUAAGUUGCCGUAUUUUGGUGGUAGUUUGCAUGAAAUAAAUGAAUUUUAUAUACUUUUUAAUAUCCUUAUUAAAGUAUGAAUUAUCCAAAAUUAAUUAGUCAAUUGUACACACCAAAGAUUGCGUGGUACCAAACGGACGUUACAGUAGUUAUACGUAUUUUAUUGCAAGACGUUGAUAAUUAUUUUCUUCAAGUUAAAUGUGAUCAUUUAUUAUUUAGCACUACAGUAAAUUCAAAACAUUAUUACAUUUGUUUAUAUCUCUUUGGAACUGUAAAAGCAGAAGGAACAACUCACAUAAAUCUAGGAAGAGAAAUCAAAAUUACCCUUGUUAAGGCUCAUAAAUGGACUGAGUGGUUAAGAUUGCAUAUUGACAAAGAAAAGAAUCCUUUGAUAGUUUUAGAUCCAGACCAUAUAUAUAAAAAUAAGUGGACAUUCGCAUCAUUAAGAAUUACAGAAAAAAAGGAAAGUUUUGCAGAGUAUAAGCGUAGAAAUAAUAUAACACAAAUAAUGCCAGAUGUACCAUCUAGCAGUGAAGAGGAAUCUGAUGACGAGGCAAUGGACAAGCUGUUUUACCAUUAAAUGCAUUAUAUAAAAAAGAGUGAAUUAUAAUAAAUUUGUUUUAAAAAAUUAAGAAA